Solanum pennellii is the source of this 2670-nucleotide messenger RNA. Its product is annotated as probable ADP-ribosylation factor GTPase-activating protein AGD14. The transcript has 13 exons. Bases 210 to 2435 code for a protein of 741 amino acids. Gene Ontology annotation, molecular function: GTPase activator activity. NCBI's taxonomy places the organism in Eukaryota, Viridiplantae, Streptophyta, Magnoliopsida, Solanales, Solanaceae. The record is from RefSeq and is a predicted model, not a curated record.
CACAUCACAGCAGUAUUGAAAAAAAAGAACCUCAAGUUGAAAUCUGAAGGUGGAGAGAGAGAGAGAGAGCUGCUUCAUGCCUCUCUCUUCAUUCCUCCUUGGACAAAAUUCAAAAUCCAUACUUAAAACCCUAGUUUUUUCCAAUCAAUUUCCCCCAAAAUUGUUUGGGGAAAUUCAAUUUUUCAAUUGGGGGAAAUAAACCUAGAAGCAUGAGUAGCAGGAGAGAAGAAGAGAGGAACGAGAAGAUAAUAAGAGGGCUUCUCAAGCUCCCUCCAAAUCGCAAAUGCAUCAACUGCAAUAGCUUGGGUCCCCAGUAUGUGUGCACAAACUUUUGGACCUUUGUCUGCAUGACAUGCAGCGGAAUACAUCGUGAGUUUACUCACCGUGUGAAGUCAGUUUCCAUGUCUAAGUUUACUUCCCAAGAAGUGGAAGCUCUUCAACAGGGUGGUAAUCAGCGGGCCAGAGAGAUAUAUUUAAAAAGUUGGGACCCUCAAAGUCAGUGGCUUCCUAAUAACAGCAAUGUUGAUAAAGUGAGGGAAUUUAUAAAGACUGUCUAUGUUGAUAAAAAAUAUGCUGGGGCGCAGUUCUCUGAUAGACCUCCUAGAGAUACCCAGAACUUGAGAAACCACGACGAUGAUAUGAGGAGAGCAAGUUCUUAUCAUUCCUAUUCUCAAAGUCCACCAUAUGACUUUCAGUAUGAAGAACGACGUUAUGGGAAAAAUGCACCAGCACUCACUAGAAAGCCAGGAUCAGAUCGGGGACUUUACGAAGGAAAGGUGUCGAGUUUCUUGAGUCCUAGUCGUUUAAGUGAUCAUAUGUAUGAUGAUAGGUUUGGUAAUGAAGGAUCUAAUCCCAGAGCUUCAGAUUACUCUGUGUCUAGUGGUGGUGAUCCAUUCAGGUCUGUCGCACAGAGCCCCAACUUUCAGAGAGGCAUCGGAAGUCCCUUAAGUGACACCUCAAGGGAUAUUUCAUACGAAGAUGUACGGCAUGUCAAGAAAGAUGCUGGAAGAAUAUUACGAGCACAGAGAACUGCAUCUUCUGGAAGUUUUGAAUCGUUCGACAGCAAUUCCUUGUCAUUUAAGUCUGUAAAUUCUGUUUGUUUAGCGGAUGCUGUUUCAGAAUCAAAUCAAACAAUAGAGACUCACUCUAGUAAAUUGUCAACUUUCCCCUCUUUGCCACGAUCAUCGGGACCCAGAAAUCCAGAUGGCCCUGAUCUAUUCAAUGCUCCCUCAGUUCCUCAAAACGCUCCACCUUCAGUUUCAACAAAGUCUCGUCUGCCAGUGUCAUCAUUUCAGCCAUCCGUUUCUGCUGGUCCAAUUGGUAAUUCACAUCAACCAUCGCUCACUCUCCCACCUUCAUCUUUGGACUUUUUCUCGGAGGUGCCAAACCUGCCUUCAGCUGCAAGUGCUGAUGAAAAACCAUCAUGUGAAGUCACUUCCAAAAAUGAAGGAUGGGCAACAUUUGAUAUGCAGCGGCAUGCAGCAACAACAGGCAUCGAACAGUUCACCCUGGCACCAACACCUGCUUAUGGCCAUAAUUCUUUUGACAUUUUACCUGAAACGACACAGCAACAAUUGGUCACUGAGAAGUCAUUGGAUGUGGAUGAUGGAUGGGCAACAUUUGAUGUGCCUCAGCACGUGACAUUCACUGGAAGUAAUAACUUUACCUCCAACAAGAUUCAAUUAAAGGGUGAUUCUCAAUCGAAUUCGGACCCAACUUUCUCCGUCAUGCAAUGGCCAUCACCUAUGGAAUCUGCCCCUCAUGGGCCAGCCGUUAGAGACUCCACUGCUUGUGCAUUAGAUUUAUCAAUGCCUGCUCCAUUUCAUGGAGGUGUGCUGAAUGUUGAAGUAACUCCAAGUGCAAGAAGUACUGACUUGUGGAGUGCCUUUGAUGUUUCUAAUGACCACUUAGCUCUCAAGAGUUUGCCUAAUAGUAAGGAACAAGUUGUAAUGAACCAUGAUCUAGUUGAUGAUCAGUACAUGGGCUUAAGAGGAGUAGAGAAUGUAGCGACAGGUCAAAUUCAAAGAGCUGUGCUGGAUAGUGGAUAUCCUAUUACCAGUUUUCCAUCAUAUGUCAGUGCCUCAUCCUCUGGAUUGUCCACUCUUCCUGUAGCGACAGGAGUGCAUUCACAUGCAAAUGAGCAGAAGUCCAACAACCCAUUUGAUCUCCCUUACGAUGCUGACAUGGAAUGCAGCAAUAUGCCGCAGUACUGGGACAUGAGCUCAUUACAGGCUGCAUUGCCAAGUGAUGGGAUGUCAUCUUCUUUUGUUGGUGGUGUGACCGAAUCUUGGUUUCCUCAGAACCCAGCAACAGCUUAUGGUCCUGCUGGACAGCAUGGAACAUUAUUUGUUUCCUCACAACCAGCUGGCAAUCAAAUAUCGAAUGUGCCGACACACGGUCAAGUUGCUGCUAUUGGCGGAAAUCCAUUUGCAUAGGAUUGUAUUCAACUAGUUGUUGGAUCAGCUAGAUCAUCAUUUCAACUUUUAGAUUCCUAUGUAUUUCAUGUCUUGACCAUGUUUGUAUUUUAAAAAAAAAGAGAAUGAGAGACAACUAGGCAGAAAUUACCAAAUUUCAAAGGCUUGCCUUUUCUUGUUGAGGCCUACAGUGUGUUCUGAUACUAUGGUUGAUGUGAUUAUGGCUGAAAUGUUUUGAGGAUGUCCUUGUUGGCUA